Molecule: messenger RNA, 2770 nt
Organism: Orbicella faveolata
Lineage: Eukaryota; Metazoa; Cnidaria; Anthozoa; Scleractinia; Merulinidae
Product: pyroglutamylated RF-amide peptide receptor-like
Biological process (GO): G protein-coupled receptor signaling pathway; cellular response to hormone stimulus
Cellular component (GO): plasma membrane
Molecular function (GO): G protein-coupled receptor activity; peptide binding
Source: RefSeq, a predicted model, not a curated record
AUUUGUUAUCUGCAUGUGCUUACAGGUACAGUAUUUACAUUGUUACAAGUGCUAAUUAUUGUGUAUAGGUAAUAUAAGUGUGAUUACAAGUACAGUAUUGACAUUUUUACAAGUGCUAAUUAUAAUAUAUAAGUGAUGUAGGUGUGUUUACAAGUACAGAAUUUACAUUGUUACAAGAGCAUUAUUUACAUUAUUACAAGUGCCAAUUAUAAUAUAUAAGUAAUAUAGUAUAAUGUAAUAUGACAUAAUAUAAUACAAUAUAAUAUAAUAUAAGUGUGUUUACAAGUACAGUAUUUACAUUGCUACUAGCGCCGAUUAUAAUAUUUAAGCGGGCACGUAAUAUCCUCUAUUACUCUUCAUCUUAUUUAUGAUAUUCCACAGGACUCCCAUCAACUAUCUACUUGUAAACCUGGCUGUAGCGGAUGCCUUGUAUGCGACCUUUAUUACACCGGGGACAUUCUUCAAGAUCACUCCCACCCACCCAGAAGGGAUAGCUGGAACAGUUUUAUGUAAAAUAAUAACAGGUGGAAACCUCGCAUGGAUUGCUGGAACCUCCUCGGUGGUUACUUUGGCUGCAAUUGCCGCUGAACGAUAUUAUGCAGUAAUCUAUCCUGUUGGUAACGUAGGAAAACUUACCAAGCGUAAACUGAAGGUGCGUCAAUGACAAAGUUUAAUUAUUACUAUUAGUAUGUACCGAACCAGUGGAAUAUGUUUUUUACUCAUUCUGAUUGGGUACUCAAAUUAAUUCGAAAUAGUCAGGCAUUUGUGAAAAGGGUCUAUAAGCAAAAUGCUUUCUUUGUUUUGUACCGUAACUGAAGAAGACAUUUUGGCAGUCUAUGAGGCAGCUGCCCCAUUACUCAGGUAUUCCUUUUCCUUCCCUCUGGAACUAGAGCCUUGAAUACGAACCUCCAUCCAUGCCCAUGCCAGAGCUGGUCUUCCUCUUUUCCUUUUUCCCUGAGGGUUCAAAUCCAAGGCUUAGCGGGUGACGUCGGUCUUCUCUUUGCGUAGCUCACGUACGAUCCAUUUUCACCUUCUGUUCUUGAUGGUACUGGUGAUGGGUGCCUGCCCGAUUUUUCGCACGAGUUCUUGGUUAUACAUACGCUCUGGCCAUCUGAUGCGCAAAAUCUGACGGAGACAGAUGUUCAUUAAGACCUGCAUUAUGUAGUCCAAGUUCUUAGUGCGCCUCCAGGUUAACGUUACUGCCCCGCACGGAAGAACUGAUUUGUCAUUGCUGUUGAAUAGUCUCAGUUUAGUACCCCAGCUGAGGCUCUUCCUCCUCCAUACUGAUCUAGGGUGGCAAAGACUUGACGUGCUUCGUGCUGUCCCCAAUAAGACAAAGAAAACUACAAGAUUUGGCUUGGCAGUAUUUACAAGUACAGAUUUAUUAUUCUUAGCCGUGAAGUUAUCGGUGAAAACCGGCAUAAAACGAUUUGUUCACGCUUCAGAUGUAGAACAACUUCGAAAAUUAAAAGCAGCUUAAGUGUCAUUGUUUAUAGGUUAGCGAUAUUAAAACUAUGAAAUUCAUAAAAUGUCUUAACUCGAGGUGGUUUCAAAAUCAAGAAUACUUUACAAUUCCUUUUGAUGAAAUGUCGCCGGCUCGGCGAAUAUUAACCACUAGCAACCUCGACUAGUACUACGGGUAAUAAUUGUGAACUAUAGAAUUACAAAGAAAGCUUUCAAACCAGUUCCACUGAUCUAACUCAUCACCAGCGUGAUGCGUAAUGCUAUUCCUUGAAAAGCAUCUCUAAAAGAAGCCUUAACGGAACAGGUUUAAAAUAGUAUUUGUGUCGCUAUCUUAAUCGUUUUACGCUUCGCUGUUUCAGGUGAUCAUUCCCGGUUCUUGGAUAUUCGCAUUGAUAGUCUACAUACCAGUGUUCCUAGCCUUAAACGUAAAGGACAAUGCCUGUGCGUGGAGUGAAGAAUGGAUUUCCAAAGUUUAUUUUUCGUACUGGUCAGCCAUUGUAAUUGCGGCCAUGGUACUAAUGGCUGGGUUGUAUUCCAGGAUCGUGUGCAACCUGUGGUUUAAACAUGAUCCCGACAAUCAACUAACCUUCCAACAGAGGGGCGUCUUGAGAGUGCGGAAACGAGUCACUCUGAUGGCGGUAACUGUCACUGCUAUAUUUGGAAUCUGUUGGGCGCCUGACGUAAUUGUGCACAACUUAGGCAGCAACGCAUCUCUCAGUAUCAGUGAAGACGUAUACGCCGUUACUCAUACGCUAAUACUGUUCAGUUCCGCUGUCAACCCAUUUGUGUACGCUCUGGUCAACACAAACUUCCGAGGGAAGCUAAAGGGAAUCUUAUGUUGUAGCUGUACCACCUCCACGGGAUCCACUCGAACUCGAGUUUUUCUACAACAUUUAACCUCCAUGGCAGGGACAUCAUCUUUGGAGUCAUCAAAAAUCAAAAACAUUUCUUCUUUCAAUGCUGCUUUUCUUUGGUUAAAGGAAAAUGCGACGGCAUUAUACAGAUUGAAGAGAUAAAGUUAUGAUAAAUGUUAGCACUUUAAAGUGCCUUGCGAGACAGCAAUUCCCAUCUCUUUCUCUGAGCAGCAAGAGAAGGGAAUCUCUCACAGGGUAUGCAACUUUACAGGAGUAUUACCUUUCAUAGAUCCAGCAGGAAGGUUAUUGCGAUUCUUCAAUUUAGCUCCAAGAGGGGCUAUUUACAUUUGGUAGUAGAAGGGGGCUCGCUAAUUGGAAGAGGGGGCGUUUCUUCGUUUUUCAUAAAUAUCACAAUGUGCCACAGUACUUUAAUGAAAAACAGAAAUUUUAAC